Molecule: messenger RNA, 2930 nt
Organism: Periophthalmus magnuspinnatus
Lineage: Eukaryota; Metazoa; Chordata; Actinopteri; Gobiiformes; Gobiidae
Gene: plcd1a
Product: phospholipase C, delta 1a
Exons: 15
Coding region: 98-2431 (777 amino acids)
Biological process (GO): lipid metabolic process; phosphatidylinositol-mediated signaling
Molecular function (GO): calcium ion binding; phosphatidylinositol-4,5-bisphosphate phospholipase C activity
Source: RefSeq, a predicted model, not a curated record
UCAGGCCCGCCCCAUAAGAGACACUGUGCGUUAUCCGCUAUCUCACACAGCACUGCGCCGUUAAAUCUGGCUGGAUGUUUAACUAUUGUAAAGACAAAUGUCUUGUUUGCGCAAAUGUCCGAAAAGAAGCCAAUCAGAAGAACAAGCUUUCCAGGAACAUGUGAGAAAAGUAGCGCAGGAGAAUGGGAGACGACUCGGUUUGGAAGGGGAUCCAGAUCUUCAGUUCCUUCUUUCAGGGGGGAACCUUGUGAAGAUUCGUUCUAACUCUUGGCAAAAGAACCGCUUUUACAAACUCAAUGAAGACUGCAAAACAAUAUGGCAUGAUUCUCAUAAAAUAAUCAGGAGAAGCAAAACCUUUUCUCUUGAUGACAUCGAUUCAGUGAGACGGGGUCGACAGUCUGAGGGCCUAAACAAACACACAGACCCCAGUGUAGAGGACAGAUGUUUCUCCAUCAUCUUCAAGGGCAAAAAGAAAAACCUGGAUCUGAUGGCAGCAGAUCCAGAGCAGGCCAAAAAGUGGGUGAACGGCCUGGAGAAAGUCAUUAGUAAUCUACAAAACCUCAGCCGGCAAAUGAAGAAAGAACACUGGCUUAUUAAUUGCAUGCGGAAGGCUGACAAAAACAAGGACAAUAAGAUGACACUGAAAGAGUUGAAGCACUUUCUGAAGCAGAUAAACGUGGAAGUGGAUGACAGUUAUGCAGCAGAUUUAUUUAAGCAAUGUGAUAAAUCCAAUUCUGGCACUCUGGAAGACACAGAGAUCAAGCACUUUUAUGACUUACUAACACAACGGGAGGAAAUUGAUAUAAUUUAUGGGAAAUAUGCCCGGACAGAGGGUCAGAUGAGCUCCAGAGACCUGCUGAACUUCCUCCUGAAUGAACAAAGAGAGCAGGCCUCUAUUCAAGACGCUCUGAAACUCAUUGAAAAAUAUGAGAUGGAUGACACAGCAAAGGAGCAGAAGCACCUGACCAAAGAUGGCUUUCUGAUGUACAUGCAGCACGAGGAAGGCUCUAUUCUUAACCAUAAACAUAUAGGAAUUUACCAGGACAUGAGCCAGCCCCUCAGCCACUACUACAUCUCCUCAUCUCAUAACACAUACCUGAUGGAGGAUCAACUCAAAGGGCCCAGCAGCACUGAGGCCUAUAUCAAAGCCCUGAUGAAGAGUUGCCGCUGUGUGGAGCUUGACUGUUGGGAUGGGCCAAAUGGAGAGCCAGUCAUUUACCAUGGCUACACGCUCACGUCCAAAGUGCUCUUCAGGGACGUGAUAAAAGCCAUCAAAGAAUACGCCUUCAAAACCUCAGAAUACCCCGUCAUCCUCUCGCUAGAGAACCACUGCACUGUGGAGCAGCAGAGGCUCAUGACCCAUCACAUGAUCUCCAUCCUGGGGGACGCACUGCUCAGAAAGCCCCUGGGCGACAGAAUGCCCACUAACUUCCCCUCACCCGAGGAGCUGAAGGGCAGGUUUCUGAUCAAAGGGAAGCGCUUGAACAAACUGGACACAGCAUUCAUCAGUAACAACACUGUGGACGAGGACACUGUGUCUGAGGAAGAUGAGGCUGCAGAGGUCAAAGACAAUGGACAGAAGGCCAAGUCCAAGAAAUCCAAAAUGAAAUUGGCCAAGGAGCUCUCUGACAUUGUCAUUUACUGCAAGAGUGUUCAUUUUAAUGGCUUUGAACAUGCCAAAGAGAAUCAGGCUUUUUAUGAGAUGUCCUCACUGAAAGAGAGUAAAGCUUUCAAUCUGGCCCAGAACUCAGGGACUGCUUUUAUGCAUCACAAUAUGGAGAAGUUAACCAGGAUUUAUCCUGCUGGGUCUAGAACUGAUUCCUCCAACUACAACCCUGUGCCCAUGUGGAACGUGGGCUGCCAGAUUGUGGCGUUAAAUUUCCAGACCCCCUCUAAGGAGAUGCAUAUAAACCAAGGGCGGUUUUUGCCAAAUGGUUUCUGUGGUUAUGUGUUGAAACCUGAAUUUCAGAGAGAUUUGUAUUCACAAUUUGACCCCAACACACUCACAAAUGGUCCCUGGCUGAAGAAGAAAACAUUUCAUAUCAUGGUGAUUUCAGGCCAGCAGUUGCCAAAAAUCAACAAAGAGAAACACAAUUCUAUUGUUGAUCCUCUGGUGAGAGUGGAAAUCUAUGGUGUCCCAGCUGACAAUGCUAGCAAAGAGACGCAUCACAUUGACAAUAAUGGAUUCAACCCAACGUGGAAUGAAAAGUUCCAGUUUGACAUUUACGUCCCAGAGCUGGCCAUGGUACGGUUUGUGGUAGAAGACUAUGAUGCAGCUUCCCAAAAUGAUCUGGUGGGGCACUACUGUCUCCCCCUCUCCAGCGCGCAGAAUGGCUACCGUCAUGUCCCAUUGCUCACAAAGAGGGGUGAUGUCAUCUGCUCUGCUGGGCUUUUUGUUCAUCUCAUGCUUAUUGACACUCAGAAAGCUUAGGUACUAAGAACUCUUUUAACCAGAUACAGAAAUUUGAUCCUGAUACACCUGAAAUAGCUUUGUGCUAAAUAAUGCUUCAACAAUUCACCACAACAAUAUGUUACACCUCAUUAUACUUGUAUUGGCUUCUCAGAAUUAGAAAUAAGAGGAUAAACUUGUUAAAUGAUUAUUUUAAUGUGUCUCUAAUGUUAUUUUUGGUGCCAUUUAACAUGCUACCAACGGAAACUGGACUGAUUGUGUGUUUAAAAAUUAUAUGCGUAAAUAGAAUUUUAUAUUGUCUUGUAGUUUUCUGGUUUGCUACAGAAAUAGCUACUGUAGAAUCAGUUGUGUGAUUUUUUUUUUUUUUACAUUUUUCUAAAGUUUAAUAACAAUGAACCAUCUCUAUACAAUGAAGAUGUCUAUAUGUAAAAUAUCAGGUAUUUUAUUGAAUUUUAUCACAACUACAGUACGUUGUUAAUCUACUUGCAUUAUCUUGCAAUAAAACCAAAGAUUUAUCAUU